AUGACGAUGUGCCGUCUGCUGUGCGCCCUGUUGGUGCUCGCCCUGUGCUGCUGCCCGUCUAUGUGUGCAUCAGAUGCUCCGAAAGUUCAAGCUUCUUCCCAGAAGACCACGACGACUAAAACACAGGCACCAACCGUGAGGAUACCGGUCACUCAGGGUCCUCAAGGUAAGGAGUCCGGUGGGGACAAGGGAAAUCCUGUCGUACAUGGAGAUGAAGAAGGUACGAUCGGUCCUGUAUCGCAAUUAAAUGCCAAGCCCAAUGCGUUAGCGGCAGAAGUUGAGAACGCUAUGAUAGAGACAACAAGUGACAAGAAUCCAUCCGCAGAACAAGCAGUUAAGAAACCUGACGAUCCUUUCGAGAAGACCACGACGACCACUACAACAGAGGCACCAAGCACCACGACAACCACGACUACCACUGCGCCAGAGCCACCAAGUACUACAACCACAGAGGCGCCAACCACGACGACCACCCUCGCACCGUCACGUCUUCGCGAAAUCGACGGCAGCCUCAGCAGCUCUGCGUGGGUGUGUGCCCCGCUGCUGCUCGCCUUAUCCGUGCUGGCGUACACCGCUGUGGGCUGA
Molecule: messenger RNA, 585 nt
Organism: Trypanosoma cruzi
Lineage: Eukaryota; Euglenozoa; Kinetoplastea; Trypanosomatida; Trypanosomatidae
Product: mucin TcMUCII, putative
Exons: 1
Coding region: 1-585 (194 amino acids)
Source: RefSeq, a predicted model, not a curated record